UAAAAAUCACAUGACCUAGCUACAGGACACCUUCGCGCUCUCUCCGCCUCCGUGCAGUCCGCACCGGGAGGUGACGCAGCGGCAGCAGAAGUGUCAGGUGUCCCGCAGGUUUCACAAAAGAAGCGACUCAACGGAAAUCCCCACAGAUCUGCAGGUAGCUGACAAAGAUGGAAAGUGGUUCAUUCAGUCGAAGGUCCUGGGUGACCCAGUCCUUGCGUAUCACGGCCAAGGAGCUCUCGCUGGUUGGUGGGCGAGGGACAUCCAAUGCUAUUGCAGAUCGCUUCUCCAGGUACCAGAAAGCUGCUGAAGAGUCAAGUGUAGAGAAGAAGAAAGGAUCCUUUGAAGGUGCUCCUUCCUCCUUACGCUCUGGCACUCUGAAUGCUCUGAAGAAACGCUGGGAGCAAGCAGGAAAUCUAAAUCAGGACAAGGCUUCUUCUGUUCCACCUCCAAGCCAGUCCAGCUUUCGCCGCAGGCCUCUUCCCCUGACCAGGCCUACUUCUGUCAGUGAGGACUGCCCUCCAGUUAAGAGUCCUGCCCCACUGACCGAUCACAGAGAUCAACCCACAGCCAGCCGAGUCCAGCAGUCGUCUGCAGCUCCAGAGGAUAAAGACCAGAGAGGGAUGGACAGGGAUGAGCUGACACACAGCAGAAGAGCUGAAAAGCAUGAAGAGCAGGUUCCAACCAGCCCCUGUGCCAUAUAUGAAAAGCCCAGAGUGCCUCUGAACAACCUGAAGAUGAAGUUUGAGAAGGGAGAAGACUCCAUGACUAAGAAUGGCAGGACAGUAUUGCGCAGUACUUCAUCAGAGGAUCAACCAAUCAGUCCGACUGUGUCAGACAGAGCGCUGGAGUCUUCAUCUCUGAAGGAGAAGAUGGCCAAAUACCAGGCUGCUCUUCAUAAAGAAGGGACCACCCGUUCUGGUCUGGCUUCAGAGAUGCCUGCUCCAAAAACAUCAGCUCCUGUACAUGAGAAACGCACACCCAACGAUGAGUGCAAUGGGGGGAGCACAGAGCAGCUGAGGGCACCCAGGAUGUUUUGUCCACCAGUGAGGGAGACGUGCAUUGCUUGUCUGAAGACAGUGUACCCACUGGAGAGACUUGUGGCUUAUCAGCAAGUUUAUCACAAAAGCUGCUUCCAAUGUUUUCACUGCAGCACAAAGCUUAGUCUGGGGAACUAUGCUUCUCUGCAUGGUAACAUUUACUGCAAGGCCCAUUUCAACCAGUUGUUCAAAACCAAAGGCAACUAUGAUGAAGGCUUCGGCCAUCGUCCUCAUAAAGAGCUGUGGGAACCACGAGCUGAUGGAGAUGAAAGUGAGGAAGUAGCAAAGCCAAAAGACCAGGAGCAACCAGCAAUUGUUAAACCUCCAGUGGAAAGCAUCUCUGACGUGCAACCAGCUGCAAAUGAGGAAACAUCUCCACAGGUUAAGGUGACAGACCUUGCUGCCUUAUUGGAGACCCGUGUGCAGACUCAUGGUAGCUCUGGAGAGAAACAUCAGUCUUCAGACAAGCCAGCUGAGACUCGCAAGCUAAGGGUCGCUUGGCCUCCUCAGGCUAGCGAUGGCCACAGUGGGACAGAAGCACUGAGUCCCGUCACAGAGGGGGCUCCUUCAAGCCGUCACCGUAGAGCCAAGUGGCCUCCAGAGGAUGAGGUAGCAUGUUCUUUCCAGAGCACAGAGCGGGCUGAACUAAAGAACCUGAGGAGGAGCGCAUCUCUAAAGGAGCGCAGUCGGCCUUUUACAAUUGCAGCUAAACCCAGUCCUGCAAGCAAUCAGGGUCCCAGGGAACUUCGUCGCCCUCUUAAGUCACUUCUGGAGUGGAGAGCAUCAUUUGAAGAAAAAAAUUCAACUGGAGAAGGACCCAAAGGAAGCAAUGGAGAGGUCCAGCAGGAGAAACAGCAGAAAGAGGAGCAGAAGAUGCCUAAAACACCAAGUGAAGAUAAAGCAAUCACAAGCAAGACCAUCUUGGAUAACUUGGAGAGUCCACCUGAGCAACAGAAGAGAAAAUGUGAAAAAGCACAAAAUGGAGAUGGAGGAGACAAGAUGGCCAUGGAGGAGGGCUCUUUGAGAAGCCUUUCUCUUGACAUGUCACCUUCCCCUUCUCCCUCUUUACAGCCAAAAGAGAACCACACCUCCCAGGUUGUUAGCUGGGAAGAAGACAAAGAGAGAAGUGUUGUUGAGGAGCUGAGUCCAGAGGAUAUAAUCAAGAAGAACCGCUGUUAUGAUGAUGAAGAGGAGGAUGACUGUGAGGUUUAGCAGCACCUUACAAUCUUACUGUCACAUUCCUAAAACACGUAACUUCAUUUUCUAAGUUUAUAGAUGAUCAUAAAAUUUGCUUUUCUAACAGGUUUCUAUAUAAAAACAAAUAUCAAUGGUUAAAGUGCAAAUGUCUUGCUUUUUUUUCCCUCGUUUUUAGUUACGUUUUGUAAAAUCUUCUUAAACCUUUGAAUUGAUUUUACUGGAAGAUUGACCUUUUGAUUGAAUAUUUGCUUCUUUGUACCUUAAUCUUUGGAUGACAGGCAGUUUUUUUUUGCCCUUUUCUAUUAUGCAUAGGAGAUAUAAAAAUCUAUAUUAAUGUUUUUGGCUGGAUAUUAGCAAAUUUCCAAACAACUUAGUAAAAUCUUGUCCUCUCAGGAAUGAAAAAAGGGUCCUUUUCUGUGGUUACCCCCACAUGAAAAUGCUUUUGUACUCUCCUGAAACUUACUACUUUUCAAAUGUGCUAAACUUGGAUAUAUUGAAAGUAUUUAAUAUCUGCAUUCUUUAAAAAAAGAUGUUUGCCUGACUGUGUAAAGCAUCAUUGGUUCUUUAUAUAAACAAACACGUCAGUAAAUUGGAACAUCCUGAGGACUCUCUUGUUGUGUAAAUAUACACUCAGCACUGUAAUGCCCAGGUCUAAAGGGAUUACCUGGUGCAUCCUGAAUAUGCCUUUAUAUAUUAUGAAUUCCACUGUGGCAUUAUGUUCACAAAAUCUGCAACCUUUGUAAAGGGAUCUCUAAAAAUGUAAUCAACAUUCCUACAAUGAAUAAGAAACCAAAGUUUCAUUGUGAUAAUUUAUAUCAUCUCCUGGGGCCUUCUGUGUCUGCCAUUUGUAAUACAUUUUGUAAUGUAAUCAGUACUGUAUAUAAAACUCUUUUACUGUAUUUUGUGGUAUUGACUAUAUGUUUGCACAUCAUUUUUGUAGAACCAGUCUAAUGAAAGAAUUAAAAUGCA
Molecule: messenger RNA, 3203 nt
Organism: Melanotaenia boesemani (Boeseman's rainbowfish)
Lineage: Eukaryota; Metazoa; Chordata; Actinopteri; Atheriniformes; Melanotaeniidae
Product: LIM domain and actin-binding protein 1-like
Exons: 10
Coding region: 168-2249 (693 amino acids)
Biological process (GO): actin filament bundle assembly
Cellular component (GO): plasma membrane; actin cytoskeleton
Molecular function (GO): actin filament binding
Source: RefSeq, a predicted model, not a curated record